This is a messenger RNA of Adineta ricciae, 720 nucleotides long. NCBI's taxonomy places the organism in Eukaryota, Metazoa, Rotifera, Eurotatoria, Adinetida, Adinetidae. The record is from the annotation of a GenBank genome assembly.
AUGCAGUCGAUUUUAAAACGAUGUCUUUUGACACCGACGUUCCAAUGUCUGACACAACGAUCUAACUUACAUCUUUCAUCGAAAUGCUUGUUUCCAUUGAUACCUAUGGUGGUCGAACAGACAGGACGCGGUGAACGAGCUUAUGAUAUAUAUUCUCGUUUACUGAAAGAACGAAUUAUUUGUGUGAUGGGGCCAAUAACUGAUGAAUUGUCAAGUUUAGUCAUCGCGCAACUUCUUUUUCUGCAAUCGGAAAGUUCAAAGAAACCUGUUCAUAUGUAUAUCAAUAGUCCUGGUGGAAUUGUUACUGCUGGUCUUGGAAUUUACGAUACAAUGCAAUAUAUCACCCCGCCGAUUGCAACAUGGUGCGUUGGACAAGCAUGUUCGAUGGCGUCGCUCUUAUUAACAUCCGGUACACAUGGCCUACGUCAUUCACUGCCUAAUUCGAGAAUUAUGGUUCAUCAACCUUCCGGUGGCGUCCAGGGGCAAGCAACUGACAUUAUGAUCCAUGCGGAAGAAAUAUUGAAAUUGAAGCGUGUCGUGAAUAGAUUAUAUGUUAAACAUACAGGCCAAUCAGCUGAAGAAAUUGAAAAGUUACUCGAACGUGAUCGAUUUUUUGAUGCUGAAAGUGCUAAAUGUCUCGGGUUGAUUGAUAAAGUUCUUGAACAUCCUAUCGUCGAUAUACAAACAGACGAAAACAAGCAAUCGAAAUCAAAUACUUAG